Molecule: messenger RNA, 1245 nt
Organism: Bombyx mandarina (wild silkworm)
Lineage: Eukaryota; Metazoa; Arthropoda; Insecta; Lepidoptera; Bombycidae
Product: acyl-CoA Delta(11) desaturase
Biological process (GO): unsaturated fatty acid biosynthetic process
Cellular component (GO): endoplasmic reticulum membrane
Molecular function (GO): iron ion binding; stearoyl-CoA 9-desaturase activity
Source: RefSeq, a predicted model, not a curated record
UUAAAACUUCAGAGUGAUUCCAUAGUUUAACUUUAUCUUAGUCUCGUAAUAUUUUUUGGGACAUUAUUUUAAGCGAAAAUGGUACAAAGUCAGACGUAUAACGGAUUGGCUGUAACCGAAAUAGAAAAUUCUAGUCUAGAACAUGAUAGUGCCAAACCUUCAGUGGUCGGACCUAGGGAAUAUGAAAUCGUCUAUAGGAAUAUAUUCAUACAUAUUUAUCUACACGUUACAGCAUUUUAUGGCCUAUAUCUUUGUUGUACGACAGCGAAAUGGCCUUCAGUUGGAUUCGCGUACCUGUGUUAUGUAGCAGCAACGAUUGGCGUAACAGCAGGAGCUCACAGACUGUGGUCCCACAAAUCAUACAAAGCAAGAUUACCUCUUCAAAUCCUACUAAUGGUCUUUCUUUCACUGGCCAAUCAAAGAGCCACCCAUUGGGUUCGAGACCAUAGAGUUCAUCACAAGUACAGCGAUACGGACGCAGAUCCACAUAACGCAAGCCGUGGCUUCUUUUAUUCUCAUAUAGGUUGGUUGUUCGUCAGAAAACACCCUGAAGUUAAGAAGAAAGGAAAACUAAUAGACCUUUCGGAUUUGUUCGAUAAUCCUGCAUUAAUGUUUCAGCACCGGUAUUCGAAAACAUUCAUCCCUAUUGUCUGCUUUGGACUCCCAACAAUACUUCCAGUAAUAUUAUGGGACGAAUUAUUAGUAGUCGCCUGGAACCUCACCAUCAUGAGAUACGUUAUCAACUUCCACGUGUUCUUCUUAGUGAACAGUGCUGCUCAUAUCUGGGGCAACAAGCCUUAUGAUAAAACAAUCAAAUCAGCUGAGAACAAUCUGGUGGCGUUCGCUACUUUAGGGGAAGGAUAUCAUAAUUACCAUCAUGUAUUCCCCUGGGAUUACCGGUGCACAGAGUUAGGAAGGACCUGGCUAAACUAUACAAAGCUCUUCAUUGAUUUGUGCGCAAAAGUUGGAUUGGCAUACGAUCUUAAAGUGGUUUCUGAUGAUGUGAUAUUAAAACGAGUGAAAAGGACUGGGGAUAGAUCACACUUUAUUAAAAACUAGCUGUGCCCGCGGCUUCGACCGCAACAAAAUGAAAUUUUAUUUUAAAACACAGAAGCAACAAAACGAUUCAGAAAACGUACUACAAGCGAACUACAUAUACUUAUAUUCUCAACAUACAUUCUCUUUUAUGUAUAUAGAUGAGAAAUAUAUUAUAUCCUGAUAUAGUUAAAUGUUUUGUUCAUUUCA